Spirodela intermedia is the source of this 99-nucleotide messenger RNA. NCBI's taxonomy places the organism in Eukaryota, Viridiplantae, Streptophyta, Magnoliopsida, Alismatales, Araceae. The record is from the annotation of a GenBank genome assembly.
AUGAAAGUUUUACUCAGAUUUCCUUUCUCACCAUGGCAUGAAGUACUUUGCCAAUUCAAAGUUCCUAAUUCACGGCCAUUAUGCACUGGAAAGGAAUAA